AUGGCGAGGAAGCAAAACAAGGCAGGCGCUGCAUCCUCAUCGGCACCAGCAGUGGAAGCAACCCUUGCUGCAAGCGCACCAGCCACCUUCGACUCGGAGCUCGAUGCCUUUUUCAAAGCUGCCCCACCAGCUCCCGUUACCACCUCUGCACCUGCGCCAGCCGCGCCAUCUGUCGCCAGCACCUCGACAGCAGUUCCCUCGAGCUCAAAGAAGCGUAAAUCCAUCGAGCAAGAAGUGGAACCAGAGGAUAGCGACGAUGAUGCUGCCGAGCAGGACGAUUCUGACGACGAUGACGAUGUAGAAAUGGAGGAGGGCGAUGGUGAUCUUUCGAGUAUUGACGAAUCUUUCGACGACGAAGGCUCGCUUCUGUACAGCCAGAGCGAGAGCGAGAGCGAGAGCGAAGAUGAAGCCUCCGACAAGGAAGACGAGAAUGACGGCGAGCCGGAAGAAGACAACAACGAACCCUACGUUCCCCCUCAGCACGAGUCCGUCACCACAGCAAAGACUGCUGAGCCAGCCAAGACUGCUGAGCCAGCCAAGACUGCUGAGCCAGCCAAGAACCGCAAAAAGACCUUCAAAGAACAGCCCGAGCCCUCCGAAGUCCGCGAUCAGCGCACCCUCUUCAUCGGCAACAUCCCCAUUGAGGCUGCUCAGUCGCGCUCGGUGCAGCGCAAGCUCAUCUCGUUCAUCGAGUCCUUUUCACCCUAUCCCAUCCUGACUAAGGCUCACGCUCUUCGCUUCCGUUCCGUUGCUUUCUCGACGCCUACUGUCCACCUCGAUGCCGACGAGGACGAAGACGACGAGGACGAUGCCACCAACAAGAAGAAGAAAAAGGGCAAGUCCAAGGAGCGAAGCCAGAACUAUCGCGAAGCUGUCGCUGCUGUCGAAGGUGGCGAGAAUGCCCAGGCUCCCCUCACAGCGCAACAGAAGCGCAAGAUUGCAUUCAUCAACAAGGAUUUCCACGAAAAGGCCAAGUGUGUCUCUGCCUAUGUCACCAUCGCUCAUCCAAAAGCUGUCCUCAAACACCUUUACGAGAUCGCACCUCCCAAGUCCAAGGCGAAAGGCAAGGCCGAUACCAACAGUGCCCCCAUCGAAAUCGACUCCAGACUCACAGGCUCCGUCCUUGCUGCCUUGAUCGCCUCGUUUGCUGACGGGCAAGAGUUCCAAGGCCGUCAUCUGCGCGUUGAUCUGGUCAAGUCGAUAUCCCCCAGCGAGGUGCUCGCCUCGGGUCUCGAAAAAGUCAAGACGUUCGACGGCAUCCUCGCUGGAUCUAGCAGCUCCACCGUCGAUCCCAAGAGCACCCUCUUUGUUGGCGGUCUUGACUUUGAGAUGGAUGAGGAAGAGGUGCGCGUUUUUUUCGAAGCGCUGCUCGUCGAGGAGCUCGGACCGGCCGGUGAUGCCAUCACCAUCCCCGUGACUGGUCUCGACGGCGAGCGGGUGCCCAAAGCCCUGCUUGACUCGUUGUCCCAAGAAUUCCCCUUCGUCGAGCCCGAAAAGCGCAACAAGGUGACCGAGUCCGUGGUGCGCAACGCCGAGUACGUGCGUUCUGUGCGCCUCAUCCGCGACGCGGCCACGCAGAUGGGCAAAGGCUUUGGCUAUGUGCGUUUCGUCUCUCAGCAGUGCGUUGACGAGGUCAUGGCCAUCUACACUGCCGAGCAAGCGUUUUUGGAAUCGAUCAAGGGGGUUAAGGGCAGUCUCGGAGCCUCGGCUGCCAUUGCUCAGGGUGGCAAAGAGUUCAAGCGUCGAUUGAAGCUCAAAGGUCGACCCAUCCGUGUCGCCUACUGCAAGUCGCAGACCAAGACUUCGGCUCCCCUUGCUCGAUCCAAGAAGAACAACGGCGGCAGCAAUGCUCAGGGAGACGCACAGCAAGAGCCGACGACGCCACAAGGCAAGUCUCCGCGCUACGAGCGAUCGAGCGGCGCACCGACGCCCAACGGUACCUCCCCGCACGUGCUGGGCAAGCGUCCACGCGCUGCGAACGGUCCCACCAAGAUUGUGCCUGGCAGCCCUACCGCCGCGCGCUCUGCCAACCCGGCCGAUAUCGCCAAGAAGGCCGAGCUGUACGCGACGCUUAGCAAGGACCAGCGCAAGCAGAUGAAGAAGGACGACGCGGACCGAGUCAACCGCAGGAUGGCCAAGAAAAACAAGAAGCUCGGCGCCGGUGCGGCUGCAUCGGGUCCACAAAAGGGCAAAGUGGACAAGAGCCUGCUGGCCGAGGGCGAGAAGGCAAAGAGCAAGGAGAGGGUCAAGCUGAGGCAGCCUGCUGCUGGAGCCGGUGGCGCCGGCAAGGGGGCCAAGCGCUUCAAGAGUGGUGCCGGUGGUCAGAAUGGUGCUCCUAGGAGAGGUCCUCCCAAGGGCGGCGCCAAGUAG
This is a messenger RNA of Sporisorium graminicola, 2370 nucleotides long. RefSeq lists its product as uncharacterized. Lineage: Eukaryota; Fungi; Basidiomycota; Ustilaginomycetes; Ustilaginales; Ustilaginaceae. The record is from RefSeq and is a predicted model, not a curated record. The transcript has a single exon. Gene Ontology annotation, molecular function: RNA binding. Bases 1 to 2370 code for a protein of 789 amino acids.